UUGCGUACACAGGAUGACUAAAAAGUAAAACUGUUACAGGGGCAAUCGACAACGUUCAGUAAAGACGAUAUGAAAAAGGAAACCAAGGGCUUUUAUUUUGAAAAUUCACAAAGGAAGUAUAUCGGCCCACAUAUUGUGCGGAUUCCAGUAAGGUUUGCAGUUUUCAUUUGCGGUGUUUAACUGUUACACGAUGUGCUUUUUAUAAACAAAGCGGGUUUAAUCCGUAUUUUCUCACAGCCGUGUGUUGCAGUCGACGGUCGGUUAACUAUGAACAUUCGAACAUCACGUUUCAUUCAUUCUCUUUGUCUAAAAACCGAAGCAGUGUAGCGGCGAUUUAGCCUUACUUGACCGGGGUUGGUGGACCUGUAGCCGGGAAGUGAAAGCUGCGUGUCAGUGUUUUUUAUUUUCCGAGAGAAGUGUCGUUUAAAUAAAACCCAGUAAGGUAACGUACACCUCAGGAAGAACUAUCAUGGAUUACGAACACGAAGCGAAGAAGGCGACUGACUCGAUGCAGAGCUACAGGACGGACACAUCUGGCUGGAAAGUCUGCAAGAAGUCGAAUGAUGUGGUUGUGUCGUGGCGCCCUUCGUCAGAGUUCCCUGGGAAUGUUUACAAGGGGGAUGGGAUCAUCAGCGGCAGCCUGUUGAAAGUGUGGGAGUGCCUGAAGCCCAUACCUGACGGGCUUCGAGUCAAAUGGGACAGCAAUGUGAAAAGGUUUGAGCUUCUGGAACAAAUUACAGAGGGCACCUCCAUUUGCCGGACGGUCACACCCUCAGCAGCCAUGGGUAUCAUAGCUCCACGAGACUUUGUAGAUGUGGUGGUAGUGAAGCAGUAUGGAGAUGGAAGCAUCUCGUCCAAUGCCACCAACGUGACCCAUGUCAGUUGUCCUCCUCAGCCGGGCUACGUGAGAGGCUUCAAUCACCCGUGUGGUUGCAUCUGUGUCCCAGUCUCAGGGGAACCCAACAAAACUCAGGUGUACACGUUCUUCCAGACAGACCUGGGGGGCCUGCUCCCUCGCUCUGUCGUCGACUCUUUCUUUCCGUCCAGCAUGGCUGAGUUCUACAACAACCUGGCCAAGUCUGUCAAGUCUCACAAAGACAUUUGACACCAAGAGCUAAGAGAUUCUUUUAAAACCAGGACCAAAAACCCUGGUGCGUUUUAGAGCUAAUCUGACAGACGUGGGACCAACACAGUGACAGAAUCUUAGAAAUUACCCCAAAUUUCUUUUGCAUCUUUUUCUCCUGUGUCACUACAGGAAGAGGACACCACAUGUUAACCAGUUUAAAUUCACAUUUUAAAACCAAAACGGUUGGUUCCAAAAAAAAAGUUUUGUAUUUCAUGGAAAAAAAGCCGCAGCCUAUGUGAUUUUACACUAACUGGGUGCGAAAACGAGGGUUGAUAAAUCACAGGGUCACUGUGGACCAACUUUGAUUAUUGUGAUUGUACAUAAUCUGAUCAAUCAUGAUUAAUUGUAGUGUAUGAAACAUAUAAUAUAAAAUACAUCUUAAUAUAUAUAACAAAUAUAUAUAAAUAUAUAUAUAAAGAAAUGUUUUUAUUUCCCUGGAACCAAAAAGCCAAUAUCAGCAGGUAGAGGUCAGUGUUUCUCACCUGUUUAUAUUUGUAACUAAUCCAAAUGAUGGGAUUUAUUAAUAUGAAAUAUAUAUAUAAAUAUAUAUGCAAUUUUGAACAUCCAUUGAUCUCGACUAUGGGCUGCGGCUUUAUUUCCAGUCAUUGUUUUAAAGUUCCUUCUGUGUGACCCACUGUCCCGAUCUAAAGAGUGAAAAGUGCUGAGGACAAACUCCCGAUUCACGUCCAAUCAAUACCUUUAAUGUGUUAGUUGCAUGGACCAGUUUCAAACUGUUGCAUUGCCUCAUACCUCACAAUGUUGUUUGUGUACUUGAAACAAUUUUUUUUGUUGUUGUUGUCAUCACUGAGCUGCCGGUGAAGGCGUUUGCCUUUUUUACCUCACACCUUUCCUUACCUUUUCUUAAUCAGGUGUAGGUUGGUGUGGAUGCCUGGAGAGCAGAAGCCUAUAAUUCUACACUGUAAAUUUUAAAGAGAAUUUUUUUUCAACAUUUAUUUUCUGUUAACUCCCUGUUCUUUAACUGAGAUAAGGUUCAAGGACCUGGCAUGAAAUACUGCGAUUCUCAUACAGUUUUAACAAUGGAAUCUUCCAGAACAAAUCACACUGGAGUCGGUCGUUCAGCUCCAGUCAGUAUAGAAAUAUGAUCAUCAAAAUCAUCAUCGUGGAGUUUUUGAUACAAAAGGCUCAAGAAAAUCGCAAUGACAUGAAGAAAUCACUGCCAACAGAUGGCAGUAAAGCAUCAAAUACGUUUCACCAAGGUGAAAGAAUUAGGCUGCGACCCAAUUUCAGCAUUAUGUCCAAGAGGAUAUUUGCAGUACGCACAGUGGAAAACUGUACCAGAGCAGGCGACCUCUGACCCACCAAUACUGAUUGACUUUGAAUCCUUUAAUUAAAAGUCUAACAUCGACGCUGUAAUGCCACCUUAUGGAAGUCAACUGCCAUCAUACCUGGCACCAGGGACACUUUCAUCAGAUGUGUCUGGUAAAGAAACCAGCUGCAUGACCAGACCUGAAGAUGACGCUUCCCAGAAAGACACAGUGCAAACUAACAUCAAACAAAACAACAUCUGCCAUGAUGGAAAAAAGGAGGACCUAAUGUGUUGUUAUGGAUGUCAAGGUCUCCGCAACACCAAGAGGAAGGGCACCAGAUAUAUUAGAUAUUAGAACACCAGUUUAACUGACAGCAGCACACGACCCAGGUUGGAUUUUUCUGUUUUGAAAGCAAGAUAAUUUAGAAAACGCUUAGACACGGGAGCAAUCGUUGUCCUGGACCAAAAUGUCAUCUUAUCUGAUAAAAAACCCUCUAAAGAAUGGAAACCAGGACCUGGAUGAGGAUUUCUGGAGGUCACUGGCCGACAAACAGACGAUCGAACAUCUGAAAACUGAAAAUCAGAGGCUUAAUGACGUGCUCCAGAAAUCCCAAGUUGACCAAAAGAGAAUUGACCAUCUGGAAAGUGAAAACCAGAAGCUGAGUGACACGCUGCAGAAAUGCCACGUUGAACAACAGAAAUUUGAAUGUCUAAAAAAUGAAAAUCAGAGGCUCGCCGAAGCAUUGCAGAAAUCGCUCAUCGACCAGUUGCGGAUGGACUGUCUGAAAAAUGAAAAUCAGAAGCUGAACAGGGCCCUGCAGAGGUCGCAGUUUGACCAGCUGAGGAUUGACUGUCUGAAAAAUGAAAACGAAAGGUUGACUGAGGUUCUGCAGAAGUCCCAGGAUGAACACCAGAAGACCGACCACCUCCAGACAGAAAAUCAGAGGCUGGCCGAGGCUCUGCAGAAAUCCCAAGCCGACAAACUGAGGAUUGACCAUCUGAAAGGAGAAAUCCAGAAACUGGGUGAGGCCAUGCAGAAGGCCCAGGUCGACCAGCAGAAAAUGUACUGCCUGAAGUACGAAAACCAGAGGCUGAACGAGACUCUGCAGAGAUCACUCACUGACCAGCAGAGGUUCGAACGCCUGAAAAACGAAAAUCAGAAUCUCAUCGAGGCUCUGCUGAAGUCGGGGGACUAUCAACAGAGGAUCGAUCAUCUGCAGCAGGAAAUAGAGACGUUCAACGAGGCGCUCUGGAAUUCAGAGACUGAUCCUAGGAGGCUGGAGAACGUGACAAUUGAGAUCAAGGAACUCUAUGAGACUCUGCAGAAAUCCCAGGUGGACAAACACUUGAUUGACUACCUGCAUUCUCGUAAUCACAAGCUAAGUGUGUGUCUGCAAAAAUCACGCGAUGACCAACACUUGAUCAGAUAUUUGCAAAGUAAAAAUAAAAAACUGCACAUGGGGCUAAAGGAAACGGAGGACGACUUUGAAUUGCUCUGGAAGGCAACCGUUCCUGGAGUACCUGUCGGGGGUCCGGUCUAGAUGGGUCACAGCCGGUUGGCUCACUGCUCAGCUAACAGCAGACGGAGGGUCGUGGUCCUGCUGCUUCGUGGGUUCAGUGACGGCACUGAAUUUAGCAAAGGAUAGUAAUGGAACAUAAUGCUAACUGCCAGGAAACACCACUGCCCCCUAGGUCCUUGAUGUCCAGCGCUCUGGUUGUAUUGUGUUUCCUUUUAACUUUUUCUUUUCCCAUAAAACUUGAUUCUUAGUCCCAACAAAUAUCAACGUCACCAGCCCGGCCCACCUCCACUCUGUACGAUGUCCCUCAAAUACAUGUGGACCAAACCUUGACAAUCCUUAAAUAACCUACACUCCAUCUCUUUAUCUCUGUAUAAAUAUACCAAUAUUACCUUGUUUUAAACUAGACUGAAAACGUGUUCAAUGUUCUACCAGCAUCGCUGCUUCUCCAGUCUGUCAUAUGUUCUAGACCAGUGGUUCUCAAACAAAAAUAUUUGGCCUUCAAAGUACUACAAGUAUGUACCAACUUCACAGUACAGCAGUACAGUUCCUUGUGGACUGUUUAUUCGUAUGACGAUUAUUUGACUAUUUAAGAUACCCUGUACGAUGACGCAGUACUGGUACAGAGUCAAAACAUUUCUGUCCCCGGGGGGCGUAGACAGAAAAUAAUUGAGAACCACUGGCUUAGACCAAUCUCUAAAGAGUGUUGCGUAGUGUCCUCAGCUUGAGUCAUUCCCCCUGAACUUAAGUCUAAUCAGCUUCUCUCGCAUACCACUAGAGGGAGCCCAAAUACUACCAUUGGGCCAUGUACUGUAGUUUGAAAAGUACUGUUAUAAAUGGUGAACUGUUGUUUCUUUUGUGGCGUACCUUGACCACGUACCUCGUGGUCAGACCGGUCCUCUCAGACUAAGACCUCUCCAAACCUUUUCAUUAUUUUAAACUGUUGUGUUUAUGUCGACGACGUCUCUCCGUGUAUCUACAGACGUCUGAUUCCACCUCAAACAUGUUUAUUAUUUUAUGUGAACUUCUCUGUGUACUUAGGAGUGGCUGCUAAACAACAGAUGUCUUGAACACCUGGUACAAUUGAGUAUUUGUCACACCAGCGGAGUACAGCUCUGUGUACAUAUCUGGAGUACAUAAUUAAGUAAUAGAACCGGCUGAACAAGCUGUGAUGAUUUAGUUUCUAACUACAGUCAGAACAUCUGCUGCUGAUACCUUCAACGUCCUGUGUUUUAUUCUGUUUAUCACCAGCAAUAAAACCAUGAACCCGA
Cynoglossus semilaevis (tongue sole) is the source of this 5181-nucleotide messenger RNA. RefSeq names its product StAR related lipid transfer domain containing 5 (gene stard5). Lineage: Eukaryota; Metazoa; Chordata; Actinopteri; Pleuronectiformes; Cynoglossidae. The transcript is spliced from 6 exons. Gene Ontology annotation, molecular function: cholesterol transfer activity; cholesterol binding. The coding region runs from base 470 to 1105 and encodes 211 amino acids. Gene Ontology annotation, biological process: cholesterol import. The record is from RefSeq and is a predicted model, not a curated record.